UUACUCGCGCAUUCAUAGUGGUGCCAGUGCCAGUGGUUCCGGUACUGCCUCAAACCAUGGCUCGCCUCCAGGUGAUAGAACGCACCCUUAACGACUACGGCCAAACGCAUCUGCUCUCCUUCUGGAAAGAACUAGAUCCUGAACACCAGGAAGCGCUCCUGCGCCAGCUGCAAUGUAUUGACUUUAAAGAAGCCAACAGGUUGUUUACUAGAGCGCAACAAGCUGCUAAGGAGGAAGUUGCAAAGUUAGAUGACAGGAUAAAACCCAUACCGCCAGAGCUGUUUGAAGCCAUGGACAAGAUGGAUACUUCUGUCCUGGAAAGCUACAGGAAACUUGGACUUAAGGAGAUCUCCGAAGGACACGUAGCUGUGCUUCUACUUUCAGGAGGACAAGGCACUAGACUUGGAGUGGAGUAUCCCAAAGGAAUGUAUUCAGUAGGGCUUCCUUCAGGCAAAACGUUGUUCCAAAUACAAGCUGAACGUAUUCGAAGACUUUGCAACCUUGCCAAACAAGAAACUGGAAAGUCCGGGAAGAUAUGCUGGUAUAUAAUGACGAACAAUACAACCACUGAGGUCAUCUCAAAGUUUCUUGAAGAUCACAAAUAUUUUGGGCUCAACCAGCAAGACGUCAGGCUGUUUGAACAAGGGAUGAUACCUUGUUUUGACUUCGACGGUAAACUCAUCUUGGAUCAAAAGCAUAUUGUGACCUUGAGCCCAGAUGGUAAUGGCGGAGUUUAUAGGGCUUUGAAGGAAAGUGGAAUGCUUGAAGACAUGAAAUCAAGAGGGGUGAAGUAUGUUCAUGGACAUAGUGUUGAUAACAUUCUUAUCAAGGUAGCUGAUCCAGUGUUUGUCGGUUACUGCGUGAGUAAGCAAGCUGAUUGUGGAGCGAAAGUUGUAAGCAAAAAUGGACCAAACGAAGCUGUAGGAGUUGUGUGUCAGGUUGACGGGAAGUUUCAAGUUGUGGAGUAUAGCGAAAUCACAGAAAAAACCGCGAAUCUACGUGACAAAUCCGGAAAUCUAGUGUUCAACGCUGGUAACAUUUGCAACCACUUCUUCACCACAGAGUUCCUUGAACGAGUAGCAAACGAGCACGAUGCUGACAUUAAGCUCCACAUAGCUAAGAAAAAAGUGCCUUACGUUAACGACAAGGGUAUAAGAGUGAAACCAACAGAACCAAACGGCAUCAAGAUAGAGAAAUUCAUUUUCGAUGUCUUCCCCUACAGCAGAAAAUUCGUCACACUGGAAGUGCCGCGGUCUAGCGAGUUCAGUGCCCUGAAGAAUGCAGAUGAUGCAGGCAAAGACUGUCCGUCUACCUCUAGAAGUGACUUAUUGGCUCUUCAUAAGUUGUACAUUGAAAGUGCGGAUGGUAAAGUGCAGGAUGCAGAUGUAGAAAUAUCUCCUUUACUAUCGUAUGCUGGUGAGAAUUUGGAAACGAAAGUGAAAGGAAAAACCUUCACUACGCAAACUGUUUUAAUAUCAGAUGCAGAAAAAGAAGAAUCGAUUAGAAUGAAUAACGGUGUUUAACCUGUAGUGCAUAUACCUACUUGGUUUUGUAUAAAACACUUCCAUGUGAUUUCACAUGUGACAAUAACGUUUGUUUAGGGUUAGCCACUGCCUUUUGUAUAGUAUUUAAGAUACAUUGAUCUUAAGCUUUCUAUUUUAGCAUAAGACUGUGAUGUGAUUGCUUUGUUUUCUUCGAAUCACAAUAUUUUUAUUAUUUGUGAGUUAUUUAAUCUAAGAGAAAGCUGAAUGAAUUCAAUAUGCAGGACUAUAUAAAUCCGGCUGGAAAAAUAAUAGUUCCAGAAAUCAUAUGAUGUUCACUAAAUUUCCGUUAUAUAACAGAAGACUAAUUUGAAAGUCUUCGAUUUUUAUGUUGUUUUACUGUGGAAAAUACGAAUUAUUACGAACAAUUCCAGUAUCUUGCUUGACAUUCCAUAUAUCUAAUAUUGGAGAGGGAGCAAUUUUUAUGAGAGAACGCACUAAUGUGCAAUACUUAAAAUAUUCUACGUACUAUAAUAAUCAUCUCAUCGCCCAUUUUUUGCCACUGUUUUCUGAAAAUUUCCUCAAUUCAUAACAGUUUGUUUUAAUACGCCUAACAUUGAUGUGAUGUUUCCUUAUCUUGAUAUACCUAAUCUAAGCGUAUUUAGUUAAUUUAUAGAGUCUUAGAACAAAGUUGCUAUUAUUUUUUUUUAACAUUUUGUACAGUUAAUUUAUUAGUACUAGAUUACGUACAAAUUCUUGAGAUUCCUAGAAAGUAUUAGUAGCCGUCCUGCAACAUUGCAAUGCAAAUGUUGGUGAUUGUUGCAAAAUUACAUAAUAAAUCGAUUUUCUUAUAACGGUGUCUAAUAUCGACGUCUAUUGCUGCGCCCCACAAAUUAAGUUAGAUGUAAUCAGAAGGCCUUUGUCCUCCUUCAAAUACUUGCUUGAUGAUGACUGUACUUUCUACUAUUAUAAUGACCAUACCAAACAUACACACAAACGCUAGAUUUUACUUAUAUAACUAUACAAAAAUAGCGCUUGUGCAAUGGAAAAUUGGCGUUUGAAUAGUUCUUCUAUAACUUCAGCAAUUUUGUUAGUCGACAGUAGUUACUUCUCGUUUAUUUCAUAGUGUACACCAAAAUUAAAGCUAUGAUUUAAACCAUUUCACGAAUUUAAUAACACUAAUAAUAAUGUUUAUUGGAGCACUUAUACAAAAUACAGAUAAAUAUAAAUAAAACAACACUCCAAAAGGCUGAGGAUUGGUAUUGCCAUUUCUCACUGUCGUCUACAGCAAUUGCAAAGAGAAUCAUGAACUUAAAACCUUUAUAUAGUCAUCAGUGUUUCAUCUUAUCUCCUAUUUUGCAUAGAGUAAUGUUAUAAAAUUGAGGUACCAAUGUAAAAAAAUACAAUAUUAAAUCACUGAUUAAUAAUAUGUAGCUUCAGAGGUUUGUAACUGGAGAAGCUCCUUCUUGAAUUCUUUUUUAAAAUUAUGACUGGAAGUAGUUUGGAAAAAUCCUAAAUAUUUAUUUAACAAAGGAGGUGCUUUGUUAGUGAAAUCUUUUUGAAUUCAGAUGUUGCAUGGUCUGGAAUAUUAUAAGAAUAAUCGUUUGUUAGAAAAACAAGGCGAACAGAUGAUCUCUUCUAAAAUACUAUACAGAUAAUUUGGAGGCUUUAUACAACAGAGCAUCAUAAAAAAGCAAUGAACAGUAUAAUAUUUUAAAAUACCUAUCUUUUCUCACAUAGUAACCAGUGAUGUGUUCUUGUCUACCUAUAUCGUUAUAACAAAAUCUUAUGCAACGAUUUAAAAUUUUAAUUUUUUGUUUCAUUUCCUCGGUAAGGAAGUUAUAAUAAACUGUGACACCAUAAUCCAAAUAAGUAAGAAUCAAUGAGCUUACAAGUAUUAGUUUACACUUGUCAAUAUGCUUGUAUCUCCAAAGCGUUUUAUAUUUAUAACAUAAUUUGAGUUUCGAAACUUUUUUGCAUCUAAUAGUAUUUUUGUUUCCUCCUCAGUUUGAAUAACGGUACCAUCUAAAAGUAUAAUAUUUAUUCGCCAAAAUAUAAAACUGUUUAAAAAUGGGCAGAUAAAUAUGAAAGAUCCAGAGAAGGCAUCGCCUGUGUGUGAAUAACAGCUUACUAACUAAC
This is a messenger RNA of Acanthoscelides obtectus, 3620 nucleotides long. Lineage: Eukaryota; Metazoa; Arthropoda; Insecta; Coleoptera; Chrysomelidae. The record is from the annotation of a GenBank genome assembly.